GAUUGAAGAACUGACAAUGCGACUUUGGGUCUUGGCACUUUCAACAAUUCUGGUACAUUCCACAGCAGCUAAGUUUAGCAAAUCAUCCUGGGGCCUGGAAAAUGAGGCUUUAAUCGUAAGAUGUCCUAGGCAAGGACGAUCUCGAUACCCUGUGGAUUGGUAUUACUCAAAAACCAACAAAUGUAUCACUACCCAGAAAAGAAAUCAUGUACUUGCCUCAGGGGAACGUCUUAAGUUUCUCCCGGCCAAAGUCAACGAUUCUGGAAUUUAUACUUGCAUUAUCAGAAGCCCUCUCUUCAAUAAGACUGGCUAUGUGAACGUCACCAUAUAUAAAAAACAGCCAAAUUGCAAUAUUCCAGAUCAUCUGAUGUAUUCAACAACAUUUGGAUCAGAAACAAAUUCCAAAAUAUAUUGUCCUACGAUUGACUUGUACAAUUGGACGGCACCUAUUGAGUGGUUUAAGGAUUGUAAAGCUCUUCAAGGACCAAGGUAUCACACACACAAGACAUUUUUGCUGAUUGACGGUGCAACCAGCAAGGACACAGGUGAUUAUACAUGUAAAUUUAUCCACAAUGAAAAUGGAGUCAAUUAUAGCGUGACAGCGACCAGAUCACUCACAGUGAACGAUGAGGAAGGCUUUUCUUUGUUUCCAGUAAUUAUAGCCCCACCACAAAAUGAAAUAAAAGAAGUGGAAAUUGGAAAACCAGCAAGCAUACCCUGCUCCGCUUGCUUUGGGAAAGGCUCUCAGAUCAUGGCCGGCAUCCUGUGGAAGGUGAAUGGAAGCAAAGUUCAGAACUUUGGAGAACCAAGAAUUCACGAGGACCGGGAGCAAAAUCAAAGUUCCAGCAAUGAGUUGACUUGUCUGAGCACCGUUUUAAAAAUAGAGCCUGUGAGAGAAGAAGAUUUAUCUGUGGAGUAUGACUGCGUGGCUCUGAAUUUGCACGGUUGGACACGGCACACCAUAAGACUAAAGCGGAGAAGUCCAAUUGACCAUCAAAGUACCUACUACAUACUGACAGGAUUUAGCAUCUUGUUAAUGCUAAUCAAUAUCAUGGUGAUAAUGCUAAAAGUGUUCUGGAUUGAGUUUAUUCUGCUCUGGAGAGACAUAGCUAGACCUUACAAAAGUAGGAAUGAUGGAAAGAUCUACGAUGCUUACGUUAUCUAUCCGCGGAACUAUACAAAUAGUCCUGAGAGGGCCAGCGCUGUGGGAUAUUUUGUUUACCAGAUUCUGCCUGAUGUUCUGGAAAAUAAAUGUGGUUAUAACUUAUGCAUUUAUGGGAGAGAUGUGCUACCUGGAGAAGAUGCAGCCACCUCAGUGGAAACCAACAUACGAAAGAGUAGGCGGCACAUUUUUAUCCUGACUCCUGAAAUCACUCACUGCAGGGAGUUUGCCUAUGAGCAGGAGAUCGCCUUGCACAGUGCCCUCAUCCAGAACGACUCCAAGGUGAUUCUUAUAGAAUUAGAGGCUCUGAGCAAGCCAGGAGGGAUGCAGUUUGGGGAGCUCCAAGAUUCCCUCAAGCACGUCGUGGAAAUGCAAGGUACCAUCAAGUGGAAGGAAGAUGAUGUGGCCAACAAACGGUCCCGGAAUUCCAAGUUCUGGAAGCACGUGAGGUACCACAUGCCUGUGCCAAACAAACCCUCAAGGAAGACAUCCACUUGGGCUUCCCUGAGUACCCAGGGGCAGUAGCGCUUGCUUUGAUGUGCUGGUGCACCAGAUUUCCUAGAUCUGCAUUCCUUCUGGCAGGAUUACGCCCCUGGGCCAGACCCUGGAGCAGAGGCAUGAGAAAUGGGGACAUGUCAAGGGUGUUCAGGCCUCAGGUUUCAUCUAGCAACUUUACUUCCAUUUUCCUGAUUCUGGAUGGAUGCAAAAUGCCCCGAAAUUUUUAUCCUCGCUCCCCCUCUCUUCACCCCACAUUUCCUUCCCUUUCUCCUUUUGCUGGUCUUUCUCCAUAAGACCUAGGAUCUUUUCACUAUUCUUUUUUCCCUCUUUCUCUCUCUUUCUUGUUCUCCUGCCCCGUUUUCCUUGUCAAUAUUCUACAUUUUGAACAAACGAAAAGCAUUAGAGCGAAAUUUUCAUGUAACCGUGAAGAACACUCCGAUUCCCACAAGCAGAAUAUUAGCAGCAAAUCUUGUUUCCAACCUACC
Molecule: messenger RNA, 2145 nt
Organism: Panthera uncia (snow leopard)
Lineage: Eukaryota; Metazoa; Chordata; Mammalia; Carnivora; Felidae
Gene: IL33R
Product: interleukin 1 receptor like 1
Exons: 10
Coding region: 17-1687 (556 amino acids)
Biological process (GO): signal transduction
Molecular function (GO): interleukin-33 receptor activity; interleukin-1 receptor activity; interleukin-33 binding
Source: RefSeq, a predicted model, not a curated record